Molecule: messenger RNA, 3471 nt
Organism: Macroventuria anomochaeta
Lineage: Eukaryota; Fungi; Ascomycota; Dothideomycetes; Pleosporales; Didymellaceae
Product: JmjC-domain-containing protein
Exons: 4
Coding region: 1-3471 (1156 amino acids)
Biological process (GO): chromatin remodeling
Cellular component (GO): nucleus
Molecular function (GO): histone H3K9 demethylase activity; histone H3K36 demethylase activity
Source: RefSeq, a predicted model, not a curated record
AUGGAGGCGCCAGCAGACGUCGUACCGUCUGUCGAGACACUGCCUGCCGUUCAGCAUGACGACGCUAUGCCGAAAGCCGCCCUGACGCCGCCCACGAGCGAAGACAACGAUCCAAAGAGGGAGGAAAGGAUGUCGUCGGAGCUGUCUGAUAUCGAUAGCGACGAUGGCGAGGAGAUUGAACCGGAUCACUACUGGGAAGGAGGAAAGAUACCCGUCUUCAAGCCGACAAUGGACCAAUUUCGCAAUUUCAAGCGCUUCAUCGACAAGGUGGACAAGUAUGGAAUGAAGUCUGGUAUCGUCAAGGUCAUCCCGCCAACAGAAUGGCGCGAUUCUUUGCCCGAUCUCCAGGAAGCUGUCAAGUCAAUCAGAGUCAAGAAUCCAAUCACACAAGAGUUUACAGGCCAGCACGGUGUAUACACAGGAGCGAACGUCGAGAAGCAACGAUCAUACAACCUGCCAGAGUGGCGAGCUGUUACGGACGAGCCACAUCACCAACCGCCCGCGAAGCGAGGUGAGACACGCGCGGGCCGGAAAGCAGAGGCUCCAUCGCGCACACGAUCCACACGAGCCACGCCGAAGACCGAUGAUGGCACACCUGCCCCGAGGCGUAAACCCGGCCGACCUGCACGUGGACGACGCGGCGUCAAGAAGGAACAAGAGGACGAAGAAGAAGAAGAUGAGGCAGAGACCCUCGAUGUUCCUCCCACACCUACGUCUCCUGGCGCGGAAGACACAAAGCCAGCGCGACGUGGUGGCAGAGUGAAGAAGGAAGACACGCCAACAAGGCCUCGUGGUCGUCAACCCAGGGCUCAUACUGAGAAGAAGUCGGUGUCUUCUCGACGACUGAACAACAGGGGCGCAGUAAACGACUACAUCGACGAGGCGGCUUUCGAAGGUUUCGACUACCAUCUGGAGGGUCUCGAAGAGUACACUCCUGAACGAUGCAAGGAGCUUGAAGAACACUACUGGAAGACCAUCUGGAGUGGACAGCCCAUGUACGGUGCAGACAUGCCUGGCUCUCUUUUCGAUGACCGAACAACAUCCUGGAACGUAGCGAAACUUCCCAAUCUGCUGGACGUGCUUGGAACCAAAGUUCCUGGAGUCAACACUGCCUACCUGUAUCUAGGCAUGUGGAAGGCAUCGUUCGCUUGGCAUCUUGAGGAUGUUGAUCUGUACAGCAUCAACUACAUCCACUUCGGCGCACCCAAGCAGUGGUAUAGUAUCUCACAGGAGGAUGCACGCCGCUUCGAAGCGGCUAUGAAAAACAUCUGGCCGAACGAUGCCAAGAACUGCUCUCAGUUCCUGCGACACAAGACUUACCUCAUCUCUCCUCAACGACUGGAGAAAGACUUCAACAUCAAGGUUAACCGAUUGGUACAUUACGAGGGCGAGUUCGUCAUCACUUACCCUUACGGCUACCACUCUGGGUACAACAUUGGCUACAACUGCGCAGAGUCGGUCAACUUUGCUACUGAGAGCUGGUUAAGCUAUGGCAGGAUCGCCAAGAAGUGUGACUGUGAGCCGGACAGCGUAUGGGUCGAUGUUAACGAGAUCGAGCGCAAGCUGCGAGGCGAGCCCACACCUGAGUACUACGAAGAGACUGAUGAUGAGGACGAUGAAGAAGAUGGCGCUGAUCGCCUCCCAAGUCCUCCAGCCAGUGUUGCUGGGAAGACGAAGAAGAAGCCUGGUAGGAAGCCUGCCGCUAAGCGAAAGCGCGGGAAAGACGAGCCACAAGAACCAGCAAGGCCGAAGAAGCUCAGGAAGAUCCGUAUUCGUCUCAAGAUUCCCGGUCGCGGCAUGCCGUGUAUCUUGUGUCCCAACGAUGUCGAUUACGACGAUCUUCUGCCCACCGACAAUGGCAUGAAGGCUCAUCGUAUUUGCGCCGACUACACACCAGAGACAUAUAUCUCGAACGAGACCGUGUGCAACGUUGCCAACAUCGGCAAGGAUCGUCUGGAGCUCAAGUGCAACUACUGUCGCUCGAAGCGCGGUGCUGUCUUCCAGUGUUCUCAGAAGAAGUGUACCAGGGCUUUCCACGCUACAUGCGCGGUUGCAGCUGGUGUACAGGUCGACCUGGGUACCAUGCAGACGUUCGAUGCAGAGGGCACAGAGUACUUCUACGACGGCUACGACUUCCGCUGCCGCUUCCACCGACCGAAGAAGAGGAACAACAAGACUGUCGAUGUCGAUGCACUGGAGAAGAACAAAUUCAUCCUCAAUUACGGCAAGGCCCUCAAGCCGAAGGAUGUUAUCCAGUUCCAGUACGUCGGUGGAGAGAUGUAUCAGAUCUACGGUGCACAGGUUGUUGAAAACAGACCUGGUGAGCAGUCUGUCCUUGUGGACGUGCUUCCUGAUGGCGACCGCGUGGAGGUCGAGUGGAAGUACAUUUUGAAGUUGCACCCAGACGAGUCGCAACGACCGAAACCAUCUGCGAAUGCUCAGCCGUUGCCGGAGCAUCUCAAAGAGAAUGACGCAUCGCUCGACAUCACCAACCGGACAGAUGGUGUUCCUGAGAUGGGCGAUCCGUUCCAUGAUCCCAACUCGGAACAGAAGUGGGCCGAGUGGAAUACUGCACCUGAAGUCACACGUAGGGUUGCUAAGGUUGACUUCACCAAGGAGAAUAGACUGUGGUACUACCUUGGCAAGCCUUCGACCGAAGCCAAACCACAGUACACUGAAGAUUUGUCGAAGCCAAGGAACAACCCGAGGAGCAACUUCCUGGACACUGUCAAGCCUCCACCUCCGCCAGUCCCAACCUUCCAGCGACAGUCAUACCCAGCAUCGUAUCCGAUCAAGCCAGCGCCUCUUAGUAUGGCACCGUACACGCCGAUGAUGCAGCAACAGAUCGCUCCUGCUGGUCAAAGACCGUAUACGUACAAACCAAAGGACGGUAUGAUGACUACCUGGAAGUCACCAGUGUACAACCCAGAUACCCGGCAGAACCCCAACUCUCCUGUGGCACACCAACCGAAUGUCAGCUACGACUACAGGGCUGGCCCUCAAUACGGAUAUCCUUCACCUCGUCCUCUGCCACAGCAGCAGCAAUACCAGCCCUCGAUAACUCCAAAGCCAUCGGCACAGUUCCAGUCGCCCGAUGCCUUCCAGCGAGGCCUCACCCAAGCCUCGUCUUCCGCAACGGGAGCACCGAAGUGGGAGCAGAUGCUCAAGCAACUAGCCACAUCGACUGGUCAUGUAGCCACACCGUCCGCAACGACAUCACAUACGCCGCAGUAUCCACCUUUACCACGCUCAAGCACGAGCUAUGGCAUGCCAAACGCACCGAGCCCGUUCCAGAAACACACUCCGCCGCUGCCGCCACCGACAGAGCCGCAGCGCCCGAUACCAAGCCCGAUCAGCGAUGACGGGAAGGGUGGAGUGGUGGCUGCGAAACCGGUACUGCCUCCGCCGCCGGCGAUGCAACCUGCGCCAGGACAGGUGCAUAGUGCGGAGACAUGGCGGUUUUCUCAAUAG